Molecule: messenger RNA, 1620 nt
Organism: Westerdykella ornata
Lineage: Eukaryota; Fungi; Ascomycota; Dothideomycetes; Pleosporales; Sporormiaceae
Exons: 6
Coding region: 1-1620 (539 amino acids)
Cellular component (GO): mitochondrion
Source: RefSeq, a predicted model, not a curated record
AUGCCCGUACUGCGAAAAGAGCUAGAGGAUGGCACUGAGCAAGAUGUUACUGAGGAGGAGCUCUUCAAAUUCACUCGAUAUCGUUGGCUUCAUGACGAACCAUCGCAGCUUGCCGCACGGUAUCGGAAAUUCAACGUACCUGCUCUCGUUAACGUAGCGGUGGCGGCUGCUGGGAAUGGCUCACGUCAUUUUGAUAAUCCCAUGCAACUGGACGAUGAAGGUGUCAAGUUGUUGAAACUGCUCGAAGGACAACAUAACAAAGCAUUCCUCCUGACUACGGACAAUGGAGGCGAGGUCGUAGCUAGAGUUCCGAACCCCAAUGCCCGCCCGCCUUUCUACACGACUGCUUCCGAGGUCGCGACGCGAGAUUUUGUUCGACGGAUUUUCCCUGUUCCGGUUCCCGGCGUCAAAGCAUACUCAUGCAAUGCUGAUAACCCAGUUGGCGCCGAGUACAUUAUUGAAGAGAAGGCUCCCGGAGAGCGACUGAGCAAAUUCUGGGACGAGCUAUCAUACGGCAUGCAGGAAGUGAUUAUGCGAGAGAUCCUCACGUUCGAAACGAAAUUGACAUCUGCAAUAUUUUACGGCGAUGGCUGCCUCUACUUCAGAGAUGACCUAGUUGGGAAAUCUGCCAAGUCUAUGGAAGUAGAGGUCGCAUAUAUCGCACGCGAAUGGCUUCUGGAUUUCGAUUACUCCGUGACCAAGGAUUAUGUUCUUGGGCCCUCCCUUGCGGCAGACCUAUGGCAAGAUAAACUGAGGAUCAAUACGCUCGGGCACAUGAUUGCUUUAGCGCGAAAUGAACAAGAGUGGACAAGGAAACUCGCCAAGCCACAAAUAAACCCCUAUCUUGGGACAUAUGAGUCUCCUAACGAGUACAUGGCCUUAUUACAAAAGUAUAUCGACCUAUUGCCACAUCUCUGGCUUCCACCGCUCAGGUCAGAGUUUGCGCUUCGGAAUCUAAACCCUGAGAACAUCUUCGUCGACCCCGAAACCAUGCGGUUGACCUCAGUCAUCGGUUGGCAGGGUGCAUUCAUAUCGGAGGCAUAUUUUCAUCAUGUGUAUCCUCCCUUCUUGAAAGGACAGGCCCACCCGCUAUACUUGUACGAUACUCUGACUAAAUCGAUGCAUGAGAGUACAUGGACCGCCACGCACUUUCGACACCGGGACCGACUUGUCAACCCGGCCAAAUAUGUCACUGGCGCUUAUGAGACUGACAAUGUUCCUUUAUUCCGACAAUCCCUUCUGGAACUGAGGAAUUGUGAUUGGUCGCAGUUGAAGUCAUACAACUCGAGUUCAACCCGUUUUCCUAUAAGCUUCAGCCAAGAAAAACUACGAGCUCACUCAGAGGCGUGGGAAGCUCAUCAGGCGCUGGCAACCUGGAUCCACGGCUACAGUGACUUCUUCAAAGUCUUGCCGCACGGAGGAAUGGUUCCUGCAGAAGACUAUGAAGUCUACGUGGAAUCCAACCGCCUGUUCAAGGCUGGAUUCAUGGAAGACCAUGGGCCGACGACCGAUCUCGAGGAAGCUUUUUACUCAAGAAUGUGGCCCUGGCAGGAUACUGAACUUAGGCAUGCAGACUAUCCCCCCGCCGAAGCGGUACCGCAUCUAAUUUCUGGACGAUAA